Messenger RNA from Momordica charantia (bitter melon), 2445 nucleotides. RefSeq lists its product as uncharacterized. Gene Ontology annotation, biological process: protein dephosphorylation. Gene Ontology annotation, molecular function: protein phosphatase regulator activity; protein binding. The record is from RefSeq and is a predicted model, not a curated record. NCBI's taxonomy places the organism in Eukaryota, Viridiplantae, Streptophyta, Magnoliopsida, Cucurbitales, Cucurbitaceae. Gene Ontology annotation, cellular component: protein phosphatase type 2A complex; nucleus; cytoplasm.
GGAAGCAUUGUAACAAAAGCCUUGAUUGUCUUCGUUCUCUUCUCCUGGUCUCUCUCUCCCUCUCUCACCCCGACGACAGGUUCCUGAAGCUCAGCCAGCCAAGGGCAUUGAUCUACGCGGGAGGCGGAAGGCACGAGUUUAACAUAAGCGGUAGAGUUGCGCUUGGGUAUUUUCCAUCUACGUCAAGGUUUAAGUCCAUUUUUGGUGCGGUGGUUCAUUUUUCGUUCUAUGUGUUUUACAGGAAAGCACUGAAUAAGAUGUCUAUGGUUGACGAGCCACUAUAUCCAAUAGCCAUUCUUAUUGACGAGCUGAAAAAUGAUGACAUCCAACUGAGGUUGAACUCAAUUCGUAGACUUUCUACAAUUGCUCGUGCUCUUGGAGAGGAGCGGACCCGUAAGGAAUUGAUCCCAUUUCUAAGUGAAAACAAUGACGACGAUGAUGAGGUGCUUCUUGCUAUGGCUGAGGAAUUGGGAGUGUUUAUCCCAUAUGUCGGUGGUGUUGAGCAUGCCCAUGUUUUACUUCCACCUCUUGAAACCCUGUGCACUGUUGAGGAAACAUGUGUGAGGGACAAAGCUGUGGAAUCAUUGUGCAGAAUUGGAUCCCAGAUGAGAGAGAGUGAUUUAGUUGAUUGGUUCAUUCCUCUCGUUAAGAGAUUAGCAGCUGGCGAAUGGUUUACAGCUAGAGUUUCUGCAUGUGGGCUGUUUCAUAUUGCCUACCCUAGUGCUCCAGAGAUGUUGAAGACUGAGUUGCGGUCAAUAUAUGGCCAAUUGUGUCAAGACGACAUGCCCAUGGUUAGGAGAUCUGCUGCAACAAAUCUAGGAAAAUUUGCUGCAACUAUUGAACCUGCUCAUCUGAAGACUGAUAUCAUGACCAUAUUUGAGGAUCUUACACAAGAUGAUCAAGAUUCUGUAAGAUUGCUGGCCGUUGAGGGUUGUGCUGCUUUGGGCAAGUUGUUGGAACCCCAAGAUUGUGUAUUACAUAUUCUUCCAGUUAUUGUUAACUUCUCUCAGGAUAAGUCUUGGCGUGUGCGUUACAUGGUUGCCAACCAGUUAUAUGAGUUGUGUGAAGCAGUUGGACCUGAACCUACUAGAACGGACUUGGUACCUGCUUAUGUGCGCUUGCUUCGAGACAAUGAAGCUGAAGUUCGUAUAGCAGCUGCUGGCAAAGUCACCAAGUUUUGCCGAAUUUUAAGUCCGGAACUGGCUAUUCAGCAUAUCCUUCCCUGUGUGAAGGAAUUGUCAUCAGAUUCCUCUCAGCAUGUCCGUUCAGCUUUGGCUUCAGUUAUUAUGGGAAUGGCUCCUGUGUUGGGAAAGGAUGCAACUAUUGAACAACUGCUUCCUAUAUUUCUUUCUCUGCUUAAGGAUGAAUUUCCUGACGUGCGCCUCAAUAUCAUUAGCAAGCUUGAUCAAGUAAAUCAGGUUAUUGGAAUUGAUCUCCUGUCUCAAUCAUUGUUACCUGCCAUAGUUGAGCUUGCUGAGGAUAGACAUUGGAGGGUUAGAUUAGCAAUUAUAGAAUAUAUUCCUUUACUGGCAAGUCAGCUGGGUGUAGGGUUUUUUGACGAUAAGCUUGGUGCUCUUUGCAUGCAGUGGUUACAGGAUAAGGUUUACUCAAUCCGUGAUGCAGCUGCUAACAAUUUGAAGCGCCUUGCAGAAGAAUUUGGUCCUGAGUGGGCAAUGCAGCAUAUUGUCCCACAGGUUCUUGACAUGAUUAACAACCCACACUAUUUGUAUCGAAUGACUGUGCUUCGUGCGGUCUCCCUUCUUGCCCCAGUCAUGGGCUCAGAAAUCACAUGUUCAAAGCUUUUGCCAGUGGUUAUCAGUUCUUCCAAGGACAGGGUUCCAAAUAUCAAGUUUAAUGUGGCAAAGGUGUUGCAGUCUCUCAUUCCCAUAGUUGACCAGCCUGUGGUGGAAAAGACGAUCCGCCCUAGUCUAGUUGAACUCAGUGAGGAUCCAGAUGUAGAUGUCCGGUUCUUUGCCAACCAAGCUCUUCAAUCAAUCGAUCAUGUGAUGAUGUCUAGUUAGAUGGGAUUCCAUCUCCAUCACGAACAUCUGUAUGAGGAUGCUUUUGCAGAAGUUGCUAUUGUUUUUAAAUGAAAUAGCUGUAUGUUUCUUCCCCCUGUUCGUUGUUGUAGUGCAGUUGUAUGAUGCAUCUAGCGUGCAGAGCGAGGCAUUGACGACCUCUGGGUUUACUCAGUUGAUCAUUUGGUAAUUGCCCUUCAGUAGAAGACUUCAUGCUUUUAUUCUUCUGCAUCCUAGAAAUCUAAUAUUCUUUCUUCAUUUGUCUUUUUCAACACUUGACUCAGAAUUUGUUGGAUGUUGAUGAACGGUGGGGCUUUCAAGCCUCCGUUUGUAUCUAUACCUUUUUUGAUUUCCAAUCCCUCAAUCUCUACUGUAAUUGUUAUCGAUUUAUAUUAAUUAUAUUGACUAUACUCUUAAGAUUCCAAAA